AAAUCAAUACCUAUUAAUCUAAUACAUGGUAGAACCUUCACAUGCUCCUACGGAGUCAAAAUCUGCUCCUGCAGAUUCUACGCCAGAAAAUCUAGACAAAACAUUAAAACGUCAACAAGCCAUAGCCAACGACUUCAGCGAUGACACCGUAGAAAAAGACAAGUCCGCCAUUAACUUCACCAAAGGUGACCAAUUCAAAUUCUACCCUGACAACCCCGAAUCGCAUAGACAUAAAUACAAAUGGAGCAUGAAGGAGCCCAGCAAAUUCUAUGAUCCUUGCGAAGAAAGUCGUAUGGCCAGUAUGAACUGUUUAUGGCGGAAUCAGGAUGACAAGUAUGCCUGUCAGGAGUUCUUUGACGCUUAUCGUGAGUGCAAGAAGGAUUUCUUUGCCAAGAAGAAAAAAGACAGAUUGCAGGGGAAACACGGCUGGGGAUUUUGGGAUUAGCCGUGGCCCCAGCGGGAGUAUACGAUGUUUCUGUAUAUAUAUAUAAAUAACCAAUACACGUAUGUAUUUAUUCAAGAGUUUACUUAAUGCGUGUUUUACUUGCUGUAGACAAAGUAUAUACCAAAACCAGACUAAAUACUAUACCAUUCCACACACAGGAUUCCCCUUGUUUACAAACUUGCUACUUCCCACCAACUUGGUUUCAAUCAGGUCGUCAUUCUCAACAUAUCCCAGUCUGGUAUUAAACGACCGUGAGUUCGCCGGAACAGGCAAUGUCAGCUCUUCGCUAUUAAAUACCUCGAAAUCAUCAUACACGUACGUGUUCCUGCUUCCGUAAUCCGUAAGCGUCACGGGCGAGUGCCGCGUCAUUAUUAUAUUCGUCAUAUAUUUGGCCCCAGGUUCGCGGUAGUACAUGUUAGGCACAGUAUUAUGAACUUCAAUCUGGCCCAUUUUCCGGUCAAUCGAUCCAAGCAAAGUCGCUACCGGUGGCGGUGUUGUAUCUCGCUCUUUCAUUUGUCGUUGGUGUUCAUCGCGAAAGAUGGAAUUGUAGACAUUCUUGUACUUGUUGAUAUACUCAACACGAUCUUCCAGCGAUACAUCAACAUGGUCAAAUAUAAACAAGAUGUAUUCAUCCAACAACUUCGACAAGUCGACUUUAAUCACAAACAACACAUAGUUUAAUUGCACAUUCAACAACGUGCUUGAAUCAUUACUGGUAAUCACUUCACAUAACCUAUGAGCCAAACUUCUAUCCCAAUCUUCAAGAAACCCAUCGCGGUACUUGCCCUGUUUUCUCAGCAGCUGUUCAUCCAAAAAUGGAAUCAGGGAAUUGUUGCGACUGUUGAUAAAACCAAAGUCUUUGGUCAAUUGGAACAAGUUCGCCUUAAACUGUUUCGUCAAAUGUAAUGCUUCGCUCUUCUGUUCCUUCUUGGCUCGGAUGGUCCUAAAGUGUUUAAGAUUAUCUUCUAAUUCAUGCAAAAAACUAAUAAAAUAAUUUUCCUUGAAUUGGAUAAACGGCAGCAUCUUCAUCCAUUCACCAAGCUGUAAUCUGACUCGAUUCGACCGUUCC
This is a messenger RNA of Spathaspora passalidarum NRRL Y-27907, 1514 nucleotides long. RefSeq lists its product as uncharacterized. Bases 26 to 445 code for a protein of 139 amino acids. NCBI's taxonomy places the organism in Eukaryota, Fungi, Ascomycota, Pichiomycetes, Serinales, Debaryomycetaceae. The transcript has a single exon. The record is from RefSeq and is a predicted model, not a curated record.